ACAGACGGCUGCACACGAUCACCAAGAGCACCACAACACAGCAGCACAGGUCUGCGGGAGAGAAUUUGUUCGUUCACUGUCUAUCACUGCCAUGCCGCGAAACCACUACCGAGCCAAUCCGACCUCACAUCGAAUGAAAGCGACUCUUUCGUGAACAAAGGGCUGACCUCUGGUCAGCAUCUGGCACGAGGGCUCUUGCCAAGAAGGGGUCCCUCAGAGGCCGACUGGAAUCCUCGUCCAGCCGGUCUCCGUACAGCGUGCCGAACGAAAAGUGAAGAUAACGAUCCCAUUUGGAUUUACCGAACCGAACAUUCCCUGCGCACAACACAGGCCGCGACCCGGCCAACGCCUCGAACUCAUCGCUGAUGUAUUUGCAACAUCAUGGGGUCAAAAAAACAUGUCCUGAAGGGUACUUUCCAACCCCAAAACAACUUGAAGCCGGAGGGUGGCUUCAUGGGGAGAUUCAGAGGCGUGGGCCACAGUAUGGCUCGGUUUCUACCAAAGUUUAAGGACGACUCCGAUGAUAUGAGCACAGACAACGCACCGGAGGCCAAAGCGACACAGAAACCUCAUCGUAGUGGGCUGAUGUCCCAGAAGGCUACGAGCUCAAGGUCUGGCGACAAACGACGACAGUCCCCAGAGAUUGACGAGCUGGCCGAGGACGAGAAGCACCAUGCGAAAAGACAACGCCGUUCGAACGACCUGAAGACACCGCCCAGAGUUGAUAUUGCGGCACUUGAAAGCCGGCGGACCGUUGCCAUCGCCAAGCGUGAUGUGGAAGAGGUACAACGGAUCACGGACCAGCUCGAGGGCAAUCGGUUGUCCUCCCGAACCUAUCAACAAUCCUCAAAACAGCCCCCCGAAGCUAUUGACAGCGACGACGAGCUAAAUGCAUCUCCAACAAAGGAAAUCGACGCCUCGAGGGACUCACGCAUGUCGCUCAAUGGCCAAGUCUCGCCUUUGAACCGUAAAACUCCAAAGGGAGAUAUACGCAAGACGAAAUUUCAAGAGAGGCAAGAAAGUCAAGAUGAGGAAGUCACUCUUUCUCGUGCCGUGUCGGGCAAGGUUCGCUUUGAUGCCAAGCAAUGUGGUCAAACAAUUCGGCUGAGACUGAACAAAAAAGAUACCUUCAGUCUAGUACCAGUCGACAAAGCGGGCGAAAAGCUGGACAUGCAAUGGUUGACACUGACGCUGCGAGACUGCAUUAAGAUCAAGUUCUCAGAGGAGUCACAGCAUCUUGUCUUUUUCCGGUCAUACAAGUCGGUAAUAUCGCCGAAGUUGUGUAUCGAAAUCCCGUCCAUUCCGGAUGUCAUUGCAAUUAUUCGAUGGAUUUUUAGCGCGAUCGCCACAGGAGCCCAGGAUCUGAAAUCUGUGAAACUCGAACACCCACCACGUGAAACGCUUCAAAAAGUCUUCGACAACCUGUACCAGAGCGCUCCAGCACAGGUAGAUCCAAAUGUGCAUCGGAUCAGGGAUCUCGAAUCGACAGAUGCUGCACAAAAUCAUAUACAGCAAGACAAACGCCGAGGUCUUGAUCCUCGACUCUGCCGACAAGGCAGGGGAUCUUCACCGCCGUCGCCCGAGACCGCAGAAACCACUAGGCGUAUAUCUCUUAGAGAUCGAAUGAAAGUUGGCUCCAACUCGCCUUCAGAGGUCGAUAAAUCACAACUUCGCCGCAAAAGCCCCCGAAGUCAUCAAGUAGAGCGUCGCACAAGUGACGACAUAGAAACGUCGUCUACAAUGACUUUCAUCAACAAUCAAUGGAUCAAAAACUAUCCAGAUUGGGACAAGAUGUGGGAAGACAAGCCACUGAUCUAUCCCGCCAGUGGCAAGAAUCGCGCCCAAAUCAUCAAGGAUGAUAUUUCUAGGCUCGAAGAACACCAGUGUCUGAACGACAACCUCAUCGUCUUCUACCUCAGAUACCUUCAGGAUCAGCUGGAAACUGAGAAUGCGGGAUGGUCGGAACGAAUCUUGUUCAUGAAUCCUUGGUUUUACGAGAGAUUGGGCCAACAGAAGGGUCGAGGUGUCGACUAUGACGCGGUCAAGUCAUGGACUGCCAAGAUCGACUUGCUCUCCAAAGACUACAUCAUUGUUCCAGUAAACGAAGCAGCGCACUGGUAUCUGGCCAUCAUCUGCCAUCCUGGGAAACUCCUUCCAGCGACGGCGAGGGAUGACAACAAGACAAUUGUCACGAACGUUGGUGAGGAGGACAUGCCUCAGCCGGGAAGCCAGAUACAGUCAACUCCAGACGCAGCUGUUGAUGUGCAAGAUGACAGUGAAGCAGAUGUUCGGAUUGUCUCUGACAUUGCUCCUGGCAAUCCUCCCAAGUUAUUCAAGGAAAUUGCCUUGAGCAAGGCGCAGACCCGGAAGCUCGAUGGUGGGGGGAAACGUCCAGCGGAACCCGGCGACGCUAGAAUCAUUACUCUGGACUCCAUGGGGAAUACCCACUCACGUACUUGCACCAACCUCAAGGAUUACCUAGUACAGGAGAUCAAGCACAAACGUCGAAUUGACGUCGAAACCCCGCCUCGUUUUGGUUGGACCGCCAGAGGCAUUCCCGAGCAAAGCGAUUUCAGCAGUUGCGGUAUCUUCCUCCUUGCGUAUGUCGAAAGGUUCCUGAAGCAACCGGAUCAGGUCAUCAGCGACAUCGUCAAUAAGAAAGACCUUGGAUGGUCGGACAUUGACCCAGUUGCCAUGCGUGUUAAUAUCCGAGAGCUUAUAAUAAGGCUACGACAAGAACAGAACGUCCAGCGCGACAAGGAAAGACAGGCCAAGCAAGACGCCAAAGCUCUUAAGCUGGCGCAAAAGAAAUUGGUCAUUCCAGCCGUAGAUUCGUCACCGGCACACGCUGCUCAAACAACUGGUACGACCAAUCCACGCAAGCCAGUUCAGGAAAUCCAAGUUUCGAGUUCUGACCCUCCGUCUAGUGGAAAGACCGGCAACCUCACCGCCGCAGACCCCCAAGAUGGCCAGUCCCCGUCAAACCAAAACAUUGGUUCCUCGCCAAAACCCGUUCGGCCGCCUCCCCAAUCCAACCAGGCUCUGAAAGCAUUACCUUGUAGAUCGCCGAAGGUGGACCCCUUGGUAGAUACUUCGGAUAUCGAGCGCCUGGCCAGUAGAGACGACAGUUCAUUGGUCCCGCCAAUACUAUCUAGCAGUUCCUCAGAACGAGGGACGCCUAAGCGGAAAGAGCCACAUGACGAAUUGACCCUAUCGGAGGCCAACCCACCUGCACCUCGCCGCCGGUUUCGUAAUCCAAAAAAGCGAUACGAUGGGAUGGUUGCUCUUGAGCGCAACAGCUGGUCGUAUUUUAGCAUGUCUGGUGACCAUGGUGAACGGCCCGAAUCGCCUGAGAAACAGCAGACGAAGCAUGCAGAACGAGGAAACAGCCAAGCCAUCGUUGUGGUCGAUGAAAGUCCACAAAGCGAGAAAACAUUGGAAAAGAGAACGACGAGUCCCCACUUUACACUCAGCCCCAGCUUGGGGCGUCGAAGUCAACGUGGUCUAGUAACUCAAAAUACGCCUUCUCGAGGCGACCGAGGCAAGAAGGUUGUCUAUGGGGGCACUGGACGCCGGGCGGCCAACGGCGACAACAACAUUGAUCUUACGGGUGCGGAUUAG
Messenger RNA from Verticillium alfalfae VaMs.102, 3621 nucleotides. Its product is annotated as sentrin-specific protease. Lineage: Eukaryota; Fungi; Ascomycota; Sordariomycetes; Glomerellales; Plectosphaerellaceae. The record is from RefSeq and is a predicted model, not a curated record. Gene Ontology annotation, molecular function: SUMO-specific endopeptidase activity. Gene Ontology annotation, biological process: protein desumoylation. The transcript is spliced from 4 exons. Gene Ontology annotation, cellular component: cytoplasm; nucleus. Bases 382 to 3621 code for a protein of 1079 amino acids.